This is a messenger RNA of Suillus paluster, 1237 nucleotides long. RefSeq names its product mitochondrial carrier. Gene Ontology annotation, molecular function: transmembrane transporter activity. The transcript is spliced from 5 exons. Gene Ontology annotation, biological process: transport. The record is from RefSeq and is a predicted model, not a curated record. NCBI's taxonomy places the organism in Eukaryota, Fungi, Basidiomycota, Agaricomycetes, Boletales, Suillaceae. Bases 92 to 1060 code for a protein of 322 amino acids.
CCGCAGGCACUGCGCACGACGCAAUGUCAGCAGACUAAACUUUAGUAAACGCUUCCCUCGUCGCUUCCCUCCUUAUACUACUGCAACCAUCAUGCUUAGUUUUUCCGAUGUGAUAUUUGUGCUAGGGACCUUGGGCUUGUCAUUGGCAAUCUUGGUACCACUAGCUGGCACAUUGGUGCGCUUCAGGGCACACUACAACCCAAAGGGUCUGCAACUUGACUCAGAGGGCGGCGUGCAACCCCAUACUGGUCCAGUCAUCUCAUCCUUCUUUGCAAUGUUGAGAAGGGUACACAGAAUCGAAGGUUGGCUAGGACUAUACAAGGGAUUGAUGCCUUCGUUGUUGUCAAGUCUCGUCAUCACCUUCUUCUUGGUAAUUUUCUUGAGUGACAGUAACCUUCGCCACGGAACAUACAGCGCCCCUGAUGCUGGCGCCGUCGGCAUACUCUUCUAUAGUAUUUUUGCCAUGCUUGUAUCUCUUCCGCAGGUAAUCAUCACGAACCGCGCAAUAACCACACCCCAUAAGCUGCCGUACUUGAACGCAAUUUACUCACUCCGUGUUCUCCUGACACCCACUGAGCGCCGGAAACCUUGGAUUCUUUAUCUCACGCCUGGUCUCCUAGCCGUUCAAGUGGCUCACAUCGCCUACGUCGUUCUCGGUCUGCGGACCAUCCGGCAGCUCCUUCUCCCAGGACUCGCCAAUCCAGGCUUUCCCAACCGAGAUGAGAUCUCUCCCGUCAAGGCCACCAUCUUCUUGGUCAUCGCGCUUCUGAGCACAGCCAUUCUUACCCCCUUGGAAGUCAUUGCCAUCAGGCUUUCUAUCCAACGGAACCACGCAGCCCCUGAAUUCAACUCCAUCUCACAGGAAGAGGAUGGCGACGCCGAGGAAGCAACGGAGUACGCCGGUGCUGACGAGGAUGUCAUUGGCCUGAGAACCGAGAGGGAGCCGUACAUCGGCUUGGUUGAUUGUGCGAAGAGGAUUAUCGAAGAGGAAGGCUGGAGCGCGCUUUAUCGUGCAUGGUGGUUGACGACGUUGGGCAGCCUGAGCGGCGCACUUUCAUAAAGAUUCUCAUUUCUGAUCCAUGCCGACUUUCCACAACGGACCGUAUCUCGGAUCGCGAAGACGACGUUCGAAUCGGAACACACUCUGUAUUAACGUUGUACUUAGCCGCCGCCCAUUAAUUCAUCUGACAGUUGCCUGCAUCAUGUUCAAUGUACGUACGUCGUGCGUGAGAUGGCC